Molecule: messenger RNA, 3213 nt
Organism: Cornus florida
Lineage: Eukaryota; Viridiplantae; Streptophyta; Magnoliopsida; Cornales; Cornaceae
Exons: 5
Coding region: 400-2967 (855 amino acids)
Source: RefSeq, a predicted model, not a curated record
CUAUUUUGAAAUUGUGACCCCACCUUCUCUUGUCGUCGUGCUUUUGAGUAGAUUUCUUUCCUUUGGCAAUCUGCAGUACAUAUACGUCAAGAAUCAAUUGGGCUAUUAAAUUAAGUAGACAUUCAACCAUUUUAUUUUGUACCCAUUACACCAAGAGUAUCAAACAAGAGGCAAGACCAAACAAACCCAUCUCUCGGAGAGUAUUUGAAAUGUAGAUAUAGAUAUUGAAGAGGGUAAACCAUAUAAAGUUAAAAAUUUCCUGCUAUUUUUUUUUUCUGAUUCUGUGGAUCUGAGGUCUCUCUCCGAGCUCACAUGCAGAGGCUAAAUGAGAGAGAAUUAGGCUGAUCAAUGUUUCGAGAAGCUGGUUGUUAGCAGGAAAUUUGUCCAAGAAUUCAGAAUAUGCCUCAAGACAGUUUCAGAUACAGAUCAUUUGUCACAUGUGAUGAUCCGAAAGGUGUGGUUGAAUAUAGGACAAUCAGAAAAUCCAAGAUGAACUCUCAAAAAAAUGAGGGUAGAGUCAAAAGCUGUAGAACACAGAAGAAUCUCAAUGCGUCUUCUACGUGCGAGGGAAAAAGAGAGGAGACAGUCUCUAAAAGGAUUGCAGAAGAAUUUGAUAACCCAUCUUGCUGUCAACUGAUGGAGGUCUCUAAAGGAGCUCACAAGUUGAAUGGGGUGAUUGACUCAUGGUCUAAAGGGGCACCCUUUGAUGGCAAUUCUAAAGAUAUUGCAAAAGAUUUGUUGAAAGGAGCUCUUGAUCUGCAGGAGUCUCUAAUCAUGCUCGGCAAACUACAAGAAGCUUCGCAAUAUAGCGCUAAGUUGAAGAGAAAACAGGAGAAAUCGGAGAGAGGAAGAAUUGAUAAAAUGGGGGGUGAAAGAAUGAAUUCCAAUCCAUCUGAAGAUCAUAAUAACCAAAUGGGAUUUCAAAAUCCAAGAUUUUCUGUUGAUAGCUCUUCAAGGGAUGGUUUUGAGGAGCUUAGGCAAGUGAUCAGGGAUAGCCUUGCUAGGCAAAAUCUGCUGCCAAACAGUUCCGCCAAAGAAAAGGUUUAUUGUGAUAGGAGAACACUGGAUUCAGCUCUUGAUAUGCCCUCCACUAGCUCAAGCCAUUCCUCAGUUGAUCUCUCCCUAAAAUUUUCCUCUUCUGAGAGUUCCCUUUCAUCAAAUGCUGCGCAGAAGAAGCCAACUGGUUCAAAUGUAAUUGCCAAGCUUAUGGGUUUGGAAGAAAUCCCUUCAAAACCAUUGCAAUCCAAUUCCCGAAAACAGUUAGAGAUCAACAAAGUUUCAAAGCAGAGAAGACAUAUAUUUAAUAUCGAUAUGCCAAAGCCCAGAAAACCUCAGUUCAUUGUUCAGAGGGUGGAUCCAGAAGAGAAGACACUGAAAGAAAUACUCGAAUGUAUGCAGUUUAAAGGAGUUUUGAAAAGCAAUUCAGAUGAAGGGUUAAAGCCUCCAUCGUGUUAUCCUAAUUCUUGCCAUUCUAACAAGAGGUCCUUUAAUGAUGCUCCACCUAUUGUAAUUGUGAAACCUUUGCAUUUUUCAUCUCUAGAGGCAGAAACGCCUCGAAGGCAGAGUUUUAUUUGGGAAGACAGAGCUUUGGACAGUGAAGAGAUGCUCAGGAAAUUGAAAAGAAAAGAAGAGCUUCUACCAAAAACCAUUGACAGCAGAGAACUAGUUUGGAGCUCCAAUGAGAUGUGCAGAAACAUGGAAGCAAAAGAACCUCUAAUUAAAAGGCUUAGUCAGGAAGAAGUUAAAGACUGUGAAGAGGUAGAUGCAAAAUCAGAAGCAAAAAAAGUGAAGACUAAGGAGAAGCUGCCUUCCAAUAAGAUGAAACCUUCCGUUACUGUAAAUCCCAAAGCAAAGAAGGAAUCAAUUGAGAGAGAAGUGGACAAGAUUCAUAAGGUGACACCCAAUAGAAGGAAAUCAAUACAAUUUGAGAAUGGAAAAUGCAUUGGUGCUUCUAGAUCUCUUGAUCAAGCCAAGUUGAUCUCCACCGAAGUAAAAGAGCCCAGGAAAGGAUCAAACAUAUUGAAAAAUUAUACUGCUCAACAAGAAAGAAUACCCUCAAAUCCCACUUCAAGACGUCCAAGACCUGUGAAAUCUCCUAGCUCCACUAACCGGGAAAAGAAUUCGAAGAGUGAAAAGGCAGUUAGCGAGCCCUUGGCAGCUGAGUUAAAUGCUGAAACUAUAGGGUGCAAGGAAGUUACCAAGAUAAUCAACACUAUGCUUGAAAAUGAGCCUGGUCUGAUAAGAAAUGACACUGCAUCGGCAGAUCAACUCCUCACUGAGGAAGGAGCAGAUUUUUCUGAUAGUUGGAUCAAAGAACAUUGCAUUAAUAGCCAGAAUUCGCUCUGUGAGGUUACACUACAGACAAUCCAACAUGAAAGUAGCAUCCAGUCUUCCGAAGAAGCAAGCUGUUACAUCAAUCGUGACAAUACUGAGAAAAAAUGCUUCAGAACCAUAACAAAUCAAAAAGAUUUGCUCUUGAGUAACCUAACAUUCCUUAGCCUUGCAGAGGAGCUCUUCAAUAUCAAUGCAAAUCAACUUGCACUCUCGCAGACAGUGAGUGUAAAUGAUUCUGGAAUUACUGAUAGCAGACUCUUUGUUGACUGCGCAAAUGAGCUCAUGGAACUUAAAAGUCUUCAAUGUACACGAACUGUACGUCCGUUUUUACAUGCCCUCAUGCAGAAGUCAAGAACUUGCCUCUCCCUAGACCAACUGGUGGAGGAAGUUUGUAAUGAAAUAGAGAAUCUGAGAAGCUGUGAUAAGCUUGCGGGUGAAAACCUUCCCAUAGAAAGUUUUUAUGCAGUUAUGGAGAGAGAUCUGAAGACCGAGGGAGUGAUGAUGAGUCGAACAUGGGAUUUGGGUUGGAGGGAUGGAUAUACCAUGAGUGAAGUUGAGCUAGUUAUGAGUAACAUAGAGAAGCUAGUUCUAAGUAGCUUAAUCGAAGAAGUGCUUGCAGACUUUGUCCUCUAGAAUUUCAUUUCUGUUCUAUAUGGGGUUUAGAGGCUAGUAUUACUAAUUUCUGUAAAUAAGGACACUUUGGCUAAUACUAGAGGGAAGAGUAUACUCCAAAUGAUUGCUUGUGACAUCAAGGGUUUUAUCACCCUUUUCAAAAGAUCAACUUAUGAAUGGUUUGGUUAAUAUUUGAUGAUCAGGAUUUGGAGACAAACUUUCUGCUGACAUAAUUUAUAUAUUUAUGUUCUAAUAUGCAACAAUGGC